UUCUUAGAUCUCUGCAAAUUCUCCACACUUCCCUCACCUUUCUCUUUCUAUAGUUCUCUCUCUCUCGUCUCCGAAACAAUCAACACAAACCCAAUACUGUCGCCAUUAAUGGACCCAAAACUCCAACACCCACUUCACCAAAUCGCUCAAACUCCAACCCACAAACUCCUCCUCAAACAAUGGCUAAAAGAACAGGACUUAAUCCUUGAUCGAAUUUCCCUGAAAGAAUCACAAAUCGACGGCGUACGAAAAGAAAUCACUAACCUUUACACAAUCUUCUUCCUCUUUCACUCCCUUUCUCUCCUCCUCCUCUUCAACAUCUCCUCCACAAACUCAACUGCUUGUAAAAAAUCAUGGGUCCCAUCUCUUUGCUCCUUGUUUUUUUCCAUGGCGGUCAUAUGGGCGGUUCGGUAUAAGACCGACGUCGAAACCCAUCUUGAGAAGCUUCUGGAGAGGGAGAAAGAGGAUUGGAAGUUGUUGGGUAAGUGUGUGGAGGAACUGAAGAAGAAAGGGAUUGAAUUUGAUUUGUUGAAGGAAGUCGAUGCGCUUCGAAGGGCCAAAAGUAUGAGGAUUGAGGGUAAAGCUGUAAGGAAAUGGUCUGCUAGAGAUUUUGUUACUCUGUUUUUCUUUGCUCUUUCUUGCAUUGUUUUGGGUCUUACUAGGAUCAUCUUGUGUAGCUAGAAAUAUAUUUAAAAAAUAGUUAUGGAUGGUUAUUUGUUUGUAUUUUUCAUUCUUGUUAGGAAUAUUUUUGUUAUCGUUUUAUUAUAUGGAGUAAGAUUAAGUGCAGAACAAUCUGUUCUGCUUCGCGUCAUUUGGUGAACCCAGAAUUGUAUCGGUUACAAGAAUAACAUGAUUACUUUUGUUACCAUCAUCUA
Molecule: messenger RNA, 875 nt
Organism: Beta vulgaris subsp. vulgaris (sugar beet)
Lineage: Eukaryota; Viridiplantae; Streptophyta; Magnoliopsida; Caryophyllales; Amaranthaceae
Exons: 1
Source: RefSeq, a predicted model, not a curated record